Molecule: messenger RNA, 2071 nt
Organism: Ipomoea nil (Japanese morning glory)
Lineage: Eukaryota; Viridiplantae; Streptophyta; Magnoliopsida; Solanales; Convolvulaceae
Product: eukaryotic translation initiation factor 3 subunit D-like
Exons: 2
Coding region: 107-1846 (579 amino acids)
Biological process (GO): translational initiation
Cellular component (GO): cytoplasm; eukaryotic translation initiation factor 3 complex
Molecular function (GO): translation initiation factor activity
Source: RefSeq, a predicted model, not a curated record
ACUACCUGAGUAUAUCGUUAUCGUUCCCAAUACACCCCUCGACUAGGGUUUUAGUUUCUUCAUCUUUCUUUUACUCUCUCGCAAAGAAGGGACCGGAGCGUCGAAGAUGGUGGGAUUUGAAAUUGGUGCGGUGCCAUUCAACCCUGAUGGUUGGGGUCCUCCCGACGCGACCACCGGCUCCGUCGCACUUCCCAACCAACCGUCGAACGUGCCUUUUGCUCCUUUUUCCCGCUCUGACAGGCUGGGCCGAAUCGCCGAUUGGUCUAGGACACUGUCAAACCGCCCUGGACACAACGCCAAGCUUAACCCGGCGGACUCUGCCUUCGACUUCUCCGGUGACGAUUCGUUCGCCACUCUAGCCGGCGACGAGGAUUCAUCCUUCCGCUUGGUGGACACCACCGCCAAGUCCCACCACCACGGCCAGAACCGCCCCAGAUUCAACCCAAGGUGGCGUUUUAACCCCCACCACCAGCGCUCUCAGCUCCCUCAGCGCCGAGACGAGGAGGUGGAGGCACGCAAGCGCGAGGCAGAGAAGGAACGUGCUCGCCGUGACCGCCUUUACAACCUCAAUCGCUCCGGCACCAAUGCUGGCCAACGCCGCGAGUCUGCAGUCUUUAAGUCCUCAGUUGAUAUCCUACCGGAGUGGAAUAUGCUCGACCAGAUCCCCUUCUCCACCUUCUCCAAGCUAUCGUUCUCUGUUCCGGAACCCGAAGACUUACUCAUCUGCGGCGGUCUCGAAUUCUACGACCGAUCUUUCGACCGCAUUACUCCGAGGAGUGACCGCCGUCUUGAGAGAUUUAAGAAUCGAAAUUUCUUUAAAAUCACCACCACUGACGAUCCAGUGAUCCGCCGCUUGGCUAAUGAGGAUAAAGCUACUGUUUUUGCUACUGAUGCCAUUUUGUCGACCUUAAUGUGUGCUCCUAGGUCGGUUUACUCAUGGGACAUAGUGGUUCAGAGGGUUGGGAAUAAGCUAUUCUUCGAUAAGCGUGAUGGGUCUCAGCUGGAUUUGCUUUCUGUGCACGAGACUUCUCAGGAGCCUUUACCUGAUGUUAAGGAAGAUAUAAAUUCAGCUUAUUCCUUGAGCGUGGAGGCUGCUUAUAUAAACCAGAAUUUCUCCCAGCAAGUCCUGAUAAGGGAUGGGAAUAAGCUCACUUUUGAGGAGCCUAACCCCUUUGCAGCCGAAGGGGAGGAGGUGGCAUCAGUGGCCUACAGGUACAGGAGGUGGAAAUUGGAUGAUGAUGUGCAUUUAGUGGCACGGUGUGAGGUGCAUAGUGUGGUUGAGGUGAACAACCAGAGAUCGUUCUUGACCCUGAAUGCACUGAAUGAAUUUGAUUCGAAGUACUCAGGGAUAGACUGGAGACAGAAGUUGGAGACUCAGAGGGGGGCGGUGUUAGCUACUGAGUUGAAGAACAAUGCAAAUAAAUUGGCGAAAUGGACUGCACAAGCGCUGUUGUCUAGUGCAGAUAUGAUGAAGUUGGGGUAUGUUUCCAGGGUUCAUCCAAGGGAUCACUUUAACCAUGUGAUAUUGGUUGUGGUAGGGUAUAAGCCGAGAGAUUUUGCAGCUCAAAUCAAUUUGAAUACAUCUAACAUGUGGGGCAUUGUUAAGAGUAUUGUGGACUUGUGCAUGAAAUUGAGUGAAGGUAAAUAUGUGCUUGUUAAGGACCCAAUGAAGCCACAAGUAAGAAUCUAUGAGGUUCCUCCAGAUGCGUUUGAGAAUGACUAUAUGGAGGAGCCAUUGCCAGAGGAGGAGCAGGUUCAGCCACCUGAAGAGGAUGCGGAAGGUGGUGAAGCAAACGAGACAACUAAUGAUGCAGAGGACAAGGAGGCCAGCACUGUAGCGGCUUAAGGGUUGCGAGUCAGCUGAUCACAUAAAUUAUGAAGCAAACUAAGCUGCUGAUUACAACUUGUUGGCCAAAUUGCUAGCAGACUGCUUGUGUAGUAUAUCCACAUCUUUUACUUUGAGGGGAGAAAAAAAACUUGGUUGAGGCUUUUUGUUUUCAGAGACCCACCAGUUGUCUGUUAUUAUUUUUAAAUAUAAAAUUAAUGGUAAAAGUUUAAGGUUUUUUUUUAA